Cutaneotrichosporon cavernicola is the source of this 948-nucleotide messenger RNA. RefSeq lists its product as uncharacterized. The coding region runs from base 1 to 948 and encodes 315 amino acids. The record is from RefSeq and is a predicted model, not a curated record. The transcript is spliced from 2 exons. Lineage: Eukaryota; Fungi; Basidiomycota; Tremellomycetes; Trichosporonales; Trichosporonaceae.
AUGACCUUUACUAUCGUCGACGGCCUCAAGACCCUCCGCGCCAUGCUCCCCAAGCCGCGCGCUCUGACCUUGCUCGACGUUGGCCUCGCCGUCCUCAUCGCUGCACACAUCCUCGCCCUCCUCUCCCCUCCGACGCCGGAAUGGCGGCUGGCCCGCGCCGCCCUCGCACCCUUCAUCGCUGGCUCAUGGGCCUACCUCGGCUACGCGUGGAAGCAGUACAACCGCCGGAUGUAUCAUAUCUGGGCGUGGGUCGGGCUGGGUGAAGGUGUCCUCGGUCUCCCUCCAAGUGGUCUGCAGUUGUACCGGCGUGCGGUUACCCAGCCGAGCUCAGACUCGGCACCGACACUCGGCGGCUCAACCAAGCUACGCAACGGCAAGCUACGCAACCGGCCCGGCCCGCUCGACACCACCCGGCCUGCGUCCGGCAGCUCCACGCCCAUUGAGUUUAGCCCCAAUGGCGCGUCGGCUGCCUCGGACUCGUCACCCCAGCUCGCGGAAUCCCCAUCCCCAUCCCCACCUCCAACGGCGUGGUCCAACCUCAUCAAGUCGGUGCUCGUGUUCACCUUGUCGGGGCUGUAUCACGACAUCUCCUCUGUUCUUCUUCUCCUCGACGCCCUCGGGCGCCGCGAGACCAUCAACGCGCGCGACGUGCUCAGUCUCUCCCCGUUCUUCCUCGUCCAGCCCAUCGCGAUCGCCGCCGAAGCCUUCCUCGUACCCCGCUUUCGCGCCAUAAAGCGCGCCCGCGGUAUCCAACGUCAUGACGAGGGACCCCUCCUCACGCUCGUGGAGCGGGCUGCGGGAUUCGCGUACGUCUGGCUCUGGCUUGGUUGGUCGGCUGGUUUCUUCGUCGACGGCAUGGCGCGCCUUGGUGUCUGGCCUGUUUGGGAGGCUACCCUACUGGGCUGGAAUGCGUCGCUGUUCGUCCCCCUCUGGAAAGUGAUAAUGUAG